This is a messenger RNA of Phytomonas sp. Hart1, 904 nucleotides long. Lineage: Eukaryota; Euglenozoa; Kinetoplastea; Trypanosomatida; Trypanosomatidae. The record is from the annotation of a GenBank genome assembly.
GUUAUUUUAAGCCAAGGAAAUAUACCACCAAAAAGGUAUAAUUGGAAGGGAUUUUAUGGUCACAUACUUUAAUAUUGUUUUUUACUCAAUAUAUCAAUCUACUAAAAAAAUUUCAUUAUUUGUUAAAUUAAAUUAUCUUCAGCAUAUUGUGUUGCUUCCUUUUUCAUAUUAAGUUUUUUUUAUCCUCUUCCUUUUUUUAUUGAAAUUGAACUCAUCACCUUUAGCUGAAGUGAUAUUGAAUCAUGUUUACUUCAAUAUUUUCUUCUCGAUCACGAGGCUCCUGGAUUCCGCCUAUCGACAUCAUUGAUCAAGAUAGUAAUUUCACAAUGAUCAUGGACCUUCCUGAAGUCAAGAAAGAGGACUUGAAGGUGUACACAGAAAGAAGUAAUAUUGUUUGUAUCUCUGGUAACCGGUAUCGAAGCAAACAGGAUGAAGAUCUAAAAGAUCUCCUUAUUGUUGCCGAGCGAGGUUAUGGAAGGUUUGAGCGUUGCUUCGAGCUUCCCACUUCUAUUGACGAUUCAUCGGUAAAGGCUUCCUUUAGGAAUCAAAUUUUAAGAGUGGUUGUCCCGAAAGAGGCAAGCAAAGACGUAAACCCUUCAGCCUCGAUCAAGAUCGAAUAAAGUAACGUCAAUUGAAUUGUUAAAACUGACAAAAAAUGCAAUAUGGAUUUUUGAAAAAUAUGCACACUUUGAAAAUGGAAAUACAUUAUUACUCUUUAAUUUGAAACCAGAAGCGCACGAGUUGAUUUUAUUAGUACUUCCCAUUGUUUUGUCAGAUACACCUGCUAAUGCACAUGGUAUAAUCGGCGUUUUUUGUUAUUUUAUUUACAUAUAAGCUUUUCAUUUAUAAACUUUACUUUCUUUUUAAUUCUAUCUUAUAUGCGGAUAUUUUAUCAAUUGUCAUU